Messenger RNA from Cavia porcellus (domestic guinea pig), 9283 nucleotides. RefSeq names its product microcephalin 1 (gene Mcph1). Lineage: Eukaryota; Metazoa; Chordata; Mammalia; Rodentia; Caviidae. Gene Ontology annotation, biological process: cerebral cortex development; mitotic cell cycle. The record is from RefSeq and is a predicted model, not a curated record. The transcript has 14 exons. The coding region runs from base 113 to 2665 and encodes 850 amino acids.
UGGCCGUGCCGCGGAGCCUCAAGGGAGGGGCGGGGCGCGCCGGUCUCGCGCACGCUCAGUGCAGCCUGCCAGCCGUGCGUCCGAGUAGUUGUGCUCUCUGUUGCCGCGCGCCAUGGCGGCGUCCGGGUCCGCGGUGCUGAAAGAUGUGGUGGCCUAUGUGGAAGUGUGGUCUUCCAAUGGGACAGAAAAUUACUCAAAGACAUUUACAGAGCAGCUUAUGGAUAUGGGGGCAAAGGUUUCAAAAACUUUUAACAAACAAGUAACUCAUGUUGUCUUCAAAGAUGGGUACCAGAGCACUUGGGAUAAGGCCCAGAAGAGGGGGACAAAACUUGUCUCAGUGCUCUGGGUUGAAAAGUGCAGGAUGACUGGUGUGCAUGCUGAUGAGUCCUUGUUCCCGGCAGCUAAUCCCAGAGAGCACACAACAAGCCUGGUGAAAAAAAAGCGUAAGUGCAUGCAGCCCAAAGAUUUCAUUCCUAAAACACCAGAAAAUGAUAAAAAACUUCAGAGGAAAUUCGAGAAGAUGACUAAAGAGCUACAGAGACGAAAGACAGCUCCAGAUAACAACGUGCCUGUUUUCUUACUUGAGUCUUGUGGCUCAUUGACGUAUAGUUCCUCAGUUAAAAUCAAUAGUUACCAGGACACAAUGGAGAAGAGACUGCAGGAGAUGAAGGAGAAAAGGGAACAUCUUUCCCCUACCUCAUCCCAGAGGACCGAGCUGGCUCAGGAAACUCCAGAUGACUCUCUGUGUGAAGCAUCUGUGAACAUUUCCGGGGGUACUUUGUAUGCAGGUAAAUCCUUUGCUGGUGAUUUACACUCAUCUUUGGAUGAUCUCUGUGGAAAUCAGGAGAGGAAAUUGGAAGAAUCUGUUAAGGAAAUUAAAAGUGAAGCGUGCAAUUCCUCACCUGUACUGAGAACAGGUCACACUGGCUCACUAGCAUCGUCCGGCAGCCUCAGUGAGUUGGAUCCCCAGAAACCCCCAGGUGCUCUUCCAAAGGAAGGAAUCAAUUGGCCACAAGACCCAGGUGGUGAAAUAGUCACCCUAGAGAGAAAGCAGGCUGCAGAGGUAUCUGAAAUGAGUGAGGAAAAAAGCAGCCCGUCUCCUGCGACAUCUGCAACCAGAAGGCAUCUCUGGCUGCAAACAGUGCUCCGGAGCUCCUUGGCAAACAGGACAAGGGUGUCUGCGGACUUGUACACACCUCUGAGAGAAACGCCGAAGAGGAGGAGGAGCAGCCAGAGGUCCUCAAUGCCCUGCACACAACUGCUCAGGUCCAGAUACUGCCUACAAUUCCCAUUCUCAUCCACUGUGGAGACUCCUGACAGUGGGGCAUCCUCUUACGAGGAUUACUUCUCCCCCGAGAACCUCCAGGAGAGGACCUCAGGGAACUAUCCUUCUGGGUCUCAGCCUUUGUCAUGUCCUGCUCCCCUCACCUGCAGAAGCCUUUCCCAGAGGGAGAGAGCCAAUAUCCUAGAAAUGUCUGACCUCACUUGUAUUGGGGAAAAACCAAGAGUGGUCAGCCUCACCAAUUUGAAUGCAAAAGCUAACUCCAGGUUUCAGAGUCCUGCAUGCGUCGCUGCAGAGGACACAUCUGCUGCUGAGAAAAACCCGGAGUGCUGCAGGCAGGCUGGGCAUUACCAGGCAGAAGAUGCAGGGCCCACAGCAGGUCACCAUGCUACCCAUGACCCUGCUGGUCCAUGGCAGGAAGGCAGCUGCUCCCCUGUGGUGGGGAGUAGAGCACAGAGAGAACUGGCUGGCAGGAGAAGCAUCCAGAAAGAGGGCCCCACUGCUGCAGUGCCUGAGUCCCCUGUAGGGCAAGCACAGGACUGCAAGCUAUGUCUCGGAGAAGAGCAACCUGCAGAGGAAGAAAAGGAAAAUGUAGCCCUGGGAUACAGUGGAAAUUUUAGAAAUGAACCAACGAGGCAUGACGUUUCAGACAGCUCAUGGGAGGGCGCCCAGGACCUCAGCAGACAUCAUGAGGAGUCCAGAAAGAAUGGGAAAAACCAGUCUCAGCCAACAAGAACAUUAGUCAUGACAAGCAUGUCGUCAGAGGAGCAGAGCAUUGUCAUGCAGGUGGUGGACACCCUAAAAGGCUUUGCUGUGGCGCCGGAAGUCUGCGAGAGCACCACACAUGUGCUGGCCGGGAAGCCGCUACGCACGCUCAACGUGCUGCUGGGGAUCGCACGAGGCUGCUGGGUGCUCUCCUAUGAGUGGGUACUGUGGUCUUUGGAGCUGGGUCAUUGGAUUUCUGAGGAGCCUUUUGAACUCUCUACCUACUUCCCAGCAGCUCCUAUCUACCGGCACCAGCGCCACCUGUCCCUCGGACAGUACCGCGGAGCACUCUUUGCCAACCAGCCCCCGAUGUUCAUCUCGCCAGCCAGCAGUCCCCCCAAGGCCAAGCUGUGUGAGCUGGUGCUGCUCUGUGGGGGCCGAGUCAGCCAGGGGCCGCGCCAUGCCAGCCUCCUCAUCGGGCCCUGCCUCAGACAGAGCAGGCCAGGCGUGCAGUGCCUGUCCGAAAAGUGGGUCCUAGAUUCCAUCACGCAGGACAGGAUCUGCGACUUUGAUAGCUAUCUGCUGCAGGGAAGUGCUGCAGUCAGCUCGAGGCGCUCACAGACUGGACAGGAGGCCCCAGCGCAGGACGGUCCUGACCCCAGCCUUGGCUCAUCCUGAGCCCCUCUGUGUGCAGGUGCAGACUUGGCCUCAGCUCAGACCGGCUGGAUAGCCCUUUCCGUGGAUGUGGCUGCUGGAAGGUGAGAGGCUCAUGGCAUCUUUGUUACUUGUCAUUAAUGCACUGUCUCCCAAAUAAAGAGAGGAAUUUCCCUUGAAUCAUUUCAUCACUCAGAGAGAUCAGAGACAUCCCCAAGCUUCCUGGCUCAGACUCAAGUCCCCAGCAGCACAGAUAGCCAGGACAAAGGACCCCUGUUUGUUCCACUCAGAGGCACUGCAGAAGGCAGCUCUGUGGACCUAGGACGAGGGCUGGGUAUGCAGAAUGUCACCGUAAGGCACAGGGCAUGCUCCUGGAGUUGGGCCCUGGGGCAAUCACCUCCCAGCAGGAGGAAGGAGCCACCAAGAGCUCUGAGCAGGUCUGUUUCUGCACCGGCCUUUCCUCAGCUGGGUGUACUCUCUGGAGUGGCCCCCUUGGAAUGCUCAUCACUACCUAGACAGCAGAACCUCAAAGUCAUGCAGCCCACCCUGUGCUGAGAGCUUCAGGGCCUCCUGUGUCUGUCCUGCACCCCAGCAUUCCCACAAUGCAAGCACAAGUAAUACUGUCUGGUGUUGGGGACACCCAUGUGGAAAGGACCCCAUCCCAGCCUUGUCCUCCAGGCUGCAUGCCCAGCACCAGUGCUACUCUGUGAUGCCAGCGGCUGGCCAAGAGCCUCUCCUGAGGACAGGCACAUACCAGGCAGCAUGAUGACCACAGCACCCGUGGGGCCACAUAGCCUCAGCCUCCCCAGCCCUGCACAUCCCUUCCUGCGGCUACACAACCUUCCCCAAGAGCAGGGCCCAAAGUUCUCAGAGCUCUGUUUUUAAUUCUGAAAGGGAUGGGGCUCUUCCACAUCUACUCAAGUUUGCAGUAAAGAGCCUGGCCAGAGGCAGAAGGCAGGAAAAAUUAAAGGCACACAGAUUAGAAGUCAAGAAGGCUACAUUGGACAUAGAAAAUUGUGUGGAAUAAAAGAAGAAAACACUAGAACUAGCCCAGCAUGGUGGUGCACACCUGUAACCCAGCACUUGGGAGGCUGAGGCAAGAGGAUCACUGAGAGAUCAAGAACAGGACUUCCAGGAGAACAUGGCAGACAGAUAGCAGCAGCUAUGGAGGCUGUCUGAAAGACUCAGCUUAGAAUUCAGGAAUGGUGCAGAGUAAGGAAUCAUAAGCAAGUGGAGAUAUGCCCUGCUGACCUAAGAACGAACUGGGCUGAGAGAAACCAACUUGGAAUGCAAUCCUGGUGCUAUAACAGGAACAGAAAAGCCUCAGUGUGGAAGCUGGAGCCCGCGCCAUUGGAAGACACGAUUUGAGUUUCCUGCCGCACGGCGGCUGCGUCUACAUCGGCUCGGCAGGGAGAGAGACGCGCGGAAGCUCUGAGAAUGGGAAUCGGCGAAUGGAGUUGGAAACAGGACGGGCAGGGAGCUGUGCAUUGACUUGUGGUGAGGUGAGUGAGAGAUACUGACACUCUUCCACAGUUUAGGAGACUCCAGCGGAGGACAUUCUGGGACUGGACAGACUUGCGGGAGCGGGGCGCUGCAGCAACUUCAGCCACGUAUCCCCCUCUCAAGCGGGAUUGGUGAGAAGUGCCUAGCCUACGUGACGCUGCUGGCUGAGACCCAGUAGGCUAGCACAACCCAGAUCCCAGAGCCCGAGGGUGGCCUGGAGGGGCGGGCCCCGCGUAGGCUGCCUGGUCUGCAACUUCCUGGUGUGCUGCGGUGGGCGGGAACACCUAGCCGGCGCAAUUCGAUCAGGCUGUGGCUGACAGGGAGGGAAGCUGGGCCUCCUAUAUACGCUUGCAUAUAUAAGGAACAAAGAAUAUGGGAAGAGGGAGCAACAAGAAAGGGCCUUUGGCCCCCAAUCCUGAGAAACAGGCAAUAGCGGGCACCGCACCAAUAGACAUAAAGCACUAUCUAGAGAGCCUCAUAGAUGAGUUCAGGAAUGAAGUUAUUAAUGACCUGAAGCUAGAAAUAAGCAGAAUAGUUAGAGAAAUGCUAAGCACCAGCCAAGAAAAAAACAGAUGGUGGAAUGGAAGAACAGAAAAAGAGGGGAGAAUUGUUUGAUGGAGACAAUAGAGAAAACAUAGAAUACGUGAAGCAGGUUCAAAGAGACUACCAGGAAACUAAAAACUCUAUCGAAAACUGGCAUAACAGCUUGAAAGAAACUAAGGACAGACUAUUUGAACUGGAGGGCAGAUUUGUAAUAUGGGAGAAUGAAAUGAAAAACUUUUUAAAAGUAACAAAGAAACAAACAGCAAUAAUACAAAGACUAGAAGAUGAUAAGAGGAUCCAUAACUUAAGAAUUAAGAACAUAAAAGAAGAAGUAGGGACACAAACAAAUGAACUACAAAAGCUACUCACAGAAAUAAUCCAGGAGAAUUUUCCUAAUUUAGCAAAAGGUAAAGAUACUCAGUUGUAUGAAGCAUACAGGACCCCAGCCACCUACAACCCAAACAGAGCAACACCCAGGCAUAUAAUAAUAAAAAUUCCAGAAAUUCAAUACAAGAACAGAAUAUUAAAAGCUGUCAGAGACAAGAAACAGAUCACUUACAAGGGAACACCCAUCAGAAUUACAGCAGAUUUCUCUGCACAAACCAUCAAAUCAUGAAGAGCGUGGGGGGAAAUAAGCUUUGAAAGAUAAUAAUCUCCAGCCAAGAUUGAUAUAUCCUGCACAACUAUCCCUGGAAAUUGAUGGAAAAACAAGGUGCUUCCAGGAUAAAGAGGAACUAGGGGAAUAUGCAACCACCAAUUCAACUCUACAGAGAAUACUGCAGGAUAUUCUAAAAAAGAAAAAUACAAAGAAUCCAGAAAUAGUGGCCAAGACCACAGUGAAUGGAGCAGAAAACAAAAUGAAGAAGACAAACUGACAACUAAUGACAGAAAAAGAGCUCAACAGAAAUGAGGCAGAGAAGAUUGGAUGAUAGGGAAAAGCUAUUUUGGAGAAAAUGACAUCUUAAUAGGUAAUACUGAUUUAGUAUCAUCUUGUUUUGAAGUCUCAUCAAGCUUUUGUUCUUCUGUGUCCAUUGGUCUAAACAGGUUGUAUCUUAUUGGAUUUUAUUAUGUAUGAUAGUAUAAGCAAAAACUUUUAAAGACAAGGAAAUUAUACAGAAACCAUUGUUCAUUUUCUGUUAGUUGAUUCUAAAUACCCUGUAAUGCUGUCAUUCUCUUAAAUGGUUUUACAUUGUUUUGAUAUAUUUGAUGCUACAGUAUACGAAGUUACACUCAAAGAUUUCAAGGAAAGAGACAAUAUGGUAACUACUUUUAUGUCAGGAUUAUCUUGUGGUGAAACACUAUUCUACUUAAAUGGUUAUGUUUUGAUCUACGCUGUUUUGCUGUUAUGCCCUCUUUUAUCUCAAUCUCCACUUCAUUAUUUACUUUUUUAUUUUUAUCCUUUUAAUUAAGGGAAAAAUAAAUAAAAAAUAGCAGGAUAUAUUAUAGUAACCCACUUUGACUUUCCAUUAUCUUGAUUUAAAGCCCUGUAUUACUCUUACCAUCUUGUUUUUGACUGAUGUCCCUCUAUUCUGUUUUGCUUGAUAGUACCAGGUUCGAAAGUUUAGGCAACAGCUGCGAAGAUAGUGAGAUUCAUUAUGAUGCCCAUUCUCGUUGACUAUUAUCUACUUUUGAAGACCUAUAAUGUCUCCAAUGUUUUGGUUUUGUUGGUUUUGUUCUUUACUGUUUUGUUCAAUUUUAUUAUAACUGAUGAUAUAGGCAAUUCUAUUAGAGAUAGCAGGAGGCAUUAUGGUAACCAUUGUUGAUCACCUUGUAUUAUGCUUUUACAUUAUCUAUUAUGUCCACACUUUUGAUUUGACUGACUCUGUUCUGUUAUGUCACAUUUGGUUCUACUCCCUUCCAAAAAAGUAAUAAGAACUGUGGGAGCAACAAAGCCCAAAAUGUGUAAUUGUCAUUGUACAAAAGAGAGGAAAAGAAAGUGCUCUAAACGAUAUAACUGCAUGUAUAUUUAAGUGUAUAAGAUAGAUAACGAUAUCACUGAGUUUUGUUGGAUCACUGAACGGAACUGUUUGCAGUCUCACUGUUGGAAUGUCCACUUUCCAAGCUUUAGUUUUGCAACUUGAACAAUUAUUUCUAAGAUGACAAUAUGUAAUCCUACUACUAGUGAUUUCCUACUGUUUUUUUUUUCUGUAAAUCUGUAUAACUUGUACCCUUUCUCUGCUGUUUUAUUCUCCUUAAAUAAAAUUUUUAAAAAAGAGAGAGUUCAAAAACAGCCUGGGCUACAAAGUGAGCUCAAGCUCACUUUGCAGCCUGAACUGCAUAGAGAGACCCUGUCUCAAAAAGAUAACACACAAACCCACACACACUAGAACUCACAAAUUUAGCAAGAUCACACUGUAUGGAAUCAAUAUACAACAAAAAACACAAAAUUGCAGCAGUUAGAAAUGUAGUAAGAAUGAGCAUAUAGAUUGGGGAACACAGUAAGAAAUGCAGGAGUAAAUCUUACUGUAGAGGUGAAUCGUACUGUAGAGGUAAAUCGUACUGUAAGAUGAAUCCUAUUGUAGAGUGAAUCCUACUGUAGAGGUAAAUCCUACUGUAGAGAUGAAUCCUAUUGUAGAGUGAAUCCUACUGUAGAGAUGAAUCCUAUUGUAGAGUGAAUCCUACUGUAGAGGUGAAUCCUACUGUAGAGAUGAAUCCUAUUGUAGAGUGAAUCCUACUGUAGAGGUAAAUCCUACUGUAGAGAUGAAUCCUAUUGUAGAGUGAAUCCUACUGUAGAGGUGAAUCCUACUGUCUGUGAUCUGAUUCUAGCAAAGGUGCCAAGGCAGUAGGGGUAGUAGAAUAUUCUUUUCAACAACUGGUUCUGGAAAAGGCAAAUAAUGAAAAUUCCAAACAAACUUAUCUAGAAGAGGGAGCACACACCUGCGGUCCCAGCUGCUCAGGAGGCUGAGUCAGGAAGAUCACUGGUUUUGAUAUAUCUCAUAAAGAAAAAGGAAAGAAGAAAGGAGGCCCUUAGGUCCUUAUCCCACACCACACAUAACAGUGUAUGCCAGUGGACAAAGACCCUGGCAUCACUCCCACUGUGGAUGGGACAAGUUCCCGGGGAUGAUGGUGGUGUGUGACAGUGUGUUGAUUCCCCUCCCAUGGUGCCCAACUAGUUACCAGGUGACAGGAACACAGCCCACCCUUCUAUGCUGCCCAGGACACAUCCUCAUCCCUCCAGCAUCCCUGUGAGGACUGUGAGUCUAUGAGGACUGUGAAACUGUGGAGAGACAUGGCAGGACACUGGUCCCACCUGCAGGCUCAGCUCACAGAAACAGAAGUCGGUCUGGGUCAGCAAGUGGACAUUUUUACUAUUCCAGAUAAACCACUGAGAAACUCCUGAGCUUCUGUCCACAUCAUGCAGAGGAUUCAUCACUCACUGCUGAGAUGAGCAAGAGCAGGCAGCUCUUCACACACAGGGAUGUGUGAUCAGCUGAUGAGCACAUGAAAGGUGCUUGACAUUAUUAGGGUUAGAGAAUUGCACAUUAAAAGCUCAGUGAACUCUGGGAGGCUAAAACAGAAGGCCCACAAGUUCGAGCCUAGCCUGGGCAAUGUACUAACUUAAUGAGAUCCUGUUUUAAGAUUUAAAAAGUUUUAAAAGGGUUGGACGUACAGCUCAGUGCAAAGGCUCUGGGCUCAAAUUGUACAAAUAGUACAGAAAAAAAAAACAGCAUUAGAGAGAUACCUAUAUUCCUGAAAUAGAUGACAAGGGUAUAAAAAAUUUGAGCUUUCAUGCAUUGCUGGUCUGCCUGGAAAAUGAUACAAUUGCUCUGAAAGGCCAUAUGAUGGUUUCUUUAAAAAUUAAACACACUUGGACAGUGGGGGAAGAGAACAAGAAGUCAACAAGAAAUAAGCCCUCCCUGUAAGUCAGCACCACACACAGAUUCCUGGGGGCAAAUCCAAUGCCAGCCCCUCCCAGCACACCAGCUGGGUGGGAAACAAGAAGAGCCACCUCCCCCCGAACCCCACCAUAUGCUGCCAGCUUAUCCAGAGAAGCACAGGCUGCAAUGAUGGCUGUUGGGGUGAAAUAGAGUGUAAUUCUUGUAGUGUUUAGGGUUUCCCCGACUUCGCAGGCCUAAAGCCAGUGGUCUAACCAUCUGUGAUCUAUGCAGAGGAUAACAGUACGAAAUGUAACAUCUGUGAGGAGUCUCUUUCUGAAGGUGGUAGCCACUGUUAACUCCCUAUUAUCUUGAUUUGAAGUCCUGUAUCAUUUUCAUUGUUUUGAUGGGUUGGGUUCUAUUCUGUUUUGUUUGAUUUUAUUGUAUCCAAUGCCUUGGACAGCUAUUUCAAAAAUAACAAGAUACAUUAUGGUAGUCAUUGUAAAUUUACUGCUGCCUCGUUUUGAAGUCCUUUGUUUCAUUGUUUUGUUUUUAUUGGGUCUCUUCUGUUCUUUUUUGUUUGAUUUGACUGUGUCUGAAGGUGUGGGCAGGUAUUGUGAAGACAAGAGGAAGCGUUAUGGUAACUAUUGUUGAUUGCCUAUUGUUUUGAAGUCCUGUAUCACUUCCACUGUUUUUUUUUUUUUUUUGAUUGGCUUUAUUCUGUUUUAUUUUGCUUGGUGUUAUUCUCUUUAAAAUAAAAAAAAUUAGAUACGCUUUUCUA